GUGGCGGGUCUUUUGUUUUCUGUGUGUCUGUUCAUUUUAGUUGUUUCCUGCGUGGUUUUGUUUUUUGUUUUAUUACCUCUUUUGUCCUGUCUUCCCCGGAUAGUGUAUUAGUGUAUUUUCUCUAUCUUUGUGGAGUACCAAGAUUGAACCAGGGGAUGAACUACAAUAUCUGGCCUGUGAUUAUUCCUUUUUUUAGGCAGCGUAGCCUGUGACCACGGGAAUCGCUCGGUCAAGUGUUUGAUGACGCAAGAAAUAAGCGGUCUAUGUUCGCGCACUUCCAGUUGAACGAACUAGGACCCUUUCUCGAAAGCGAUUCACACACCCGCACCCGCAACGGCAGUUUCGAGGUCGUGGUGGCACGAUACUUUGCUUUCGAGGAGGACAAGAUGGACGCUGUCAUGACCCUCAUGAACCCGACCUAUCGCCUCAAAUACCACCGCCAGACCUACGGCGACGACGCCUACCAGGUCAUGCUGCCUGUGGCGUCCACGCUGAAGGAAGAUGACACCCUGCUACCUCCUCUCCCCGUGGAUGGUCAGGUCGGCGCUCCCAAGAAACUCGGGCCGAAAAAGUUCAAGGGGAUCGCGGGGCGCAGGGACAAGUACGCUUCGUCGUCGUUCAACACGCGAGUUUCUGAACUCGGCCCGGCUGCAUCCGGAACCACGGCGGCUCCCUCUCUGUCGCAGGGGGGUGCCACGGCGGCUCCGUCUCUGUCACAGGGGGGUGCCACAGCGACUCCCUCUUCGUCACAUGGGGGGCGUGCGGGCGGAUCGGUCACGGUCGGGGGCAUGGUGAUCAGUUUGACACGCCGAGUGCCGCCCGCCGAAUGACGACGUGUGUUGCCGUUUUUUACGUGCCAUGUACUACGCGAUAUUUAUUUUCGUGCCGUGCACUCCCCGGUGAAGAAUCGGGGACCGCGGGCCUUGACAUUCAUGUAGCCGACGACCAAAUGGGUGAUGACGAUGGUGAAUAGUGGUGGGCAGGGAGGUUUUUAGGAUCUUCGUCUUUCUUUCUUUAGCUUUCGUGUUCCAUGCGGGGAAGUAAAAGAGCGUGUCGUGUUUAGAUGUAGAGGUCGGAACCCGUAUUCUGGUGUGGCAUUCGAGUCCUUGCGAGGGGGGCGGGGCCACCACUUUCCUUGAAAGAUGAGAGUGUUCCCAAGAUUAUGUUUGGUUGAUCCCGACUUUAUUCCUCUCAAAAUGUAGCUAGCUGUCGAUUCGCAUUUUUGUGCGGAAACCGACGCUUAAGUGUUGAAUCAAGACGAAGUAACUGCUGUGUUGCCACAUCGCCAAAUUCACACGAUGUACGAUCGAAUACCUCAUGNGUUGAUUUGUAGCACACACCCUUUGCUGACUAGGAACUUCCGGGGUACACGUUGCUGCUACACAGGGGAAGUAAAAGAGCGUGUCGUGUUUAGAUGUAGAGGUCGGAACCCGUAUUCUGGUGUGGCAUUCGAGUCCUUGCGAGGGGGGCGGGGCCACCACUUUCCUUGAAAGAUGAGAGUGUUCCCAAGAUUAUGUUUGGUUGAUCCCGACUUUAUUCCUCUCAAAAUGUAGCUAGCUGUCGAUUCGCAUUUUUGUGCGGAAACCGACGCUUAAGUGUUGAAUCAAGACGAAGUAACUGCUGUGUUGCCACAUCGCCAAAUUCACACGAUGUACGAUCGAAUACCUCAUGUGCUCAAAAGGUCAUUCAUGCAUGAUCGAUACUUUUCUGAGGAUUCCUGAGACAGACUUACGCAGCAUGCAGCCUCUUCACUCCCGCGUAAAACACCUGCAUGACUCUUAUCUGUAUUGUUAAUUGACCUACAUGUGGAAAAGAGGGUUUCGUCCUCGACAGACGUUGGGGAGUUUCAUCCUUUAUGAAGGUGUUCUCCACAUUACCCCCCCCUUUUUCGAGGCUUCUUCUUGAUUGCUAGGCAAGAGAAGUCUUCUUGGGGUAACCGGAACCCGACCGGCUGGCGGCGAGUAGAACCACCUUUUUUCCAACAAUCUUCUGUGCGUGUGUGCGGGUGCACCACUUCCGCCACGCAUUGCCAGAAGUUUCGAGUUCGAUAGACAGUGCAUCGUUUCUUGGCCCACCCACCGCUUUUCUUUUUCCGUACUCCGGAAGAAAAUUAGGUGAGCAGCGGGUUUUUGAACCCGUGUCUUUCGCAACCAAAAGCAGACACCUGACAGCUCUUCGUCGACGCCAUUGUGGAAAAGAGGGUUUCGUCCUCGACAGACGUUGGGGAGUUUCAUCCUUUAUGAAGGUGUU
Messenger RNA from Ectocarpus sp. CCAP 1310/34, 2250 nucleotides. Lineage: Eukaryota; Phaeophyceae; Ectocarpales; Ectocarpaceae. The record is from the annotation of a GenBank genome assembly.